Molecule: messenger RNA, 2238 nt
Organism: Rosa chinensis
Lineage: Eukaryota; Viridiplantae; Streptophyta; Magnoliopsida; Rosales; Rosaceae
Product: receptor-like cytosolic serine/threonine-protein kinase RBK2
Exons: 9
Coding region: 308-1873 (521 amino acids)
Biological process (GO): protein phosphorylation
Molecular function (GO): protein kinase activity; ATP binding
Source: RefSeq, a predicted model, not a curated record
UUAAGCUGCAUAAGCGAAAACCAUAUACGUGCUUGCUUGAAAGCCAAGGUCGUUCAUGAACAUUCUAAAAUUACCCAUCUGUGUCAAAGUGACAAUGAAACCCGAUUUUCAUGCAUGAAUAUCCGUUGAAUUGUCCAAAAAUAUUGGAAUAUUUACAGCACAAGAUGAUGCCAACCACUACUUUGAGUUUUCCUCUCUUUGGUUGCCUGUCAUUUCCCUGGCUUCUGGAGCCUCCUCUUUGGUUUGGCAGCCUUUGAGAACAAAAGUUUAUGGAAGAUGCCCUACAAUCUGACCCUGAAACUUCUUCAUGGUAAUCGCCUCCGUGCCUGCUCUUCAGUUCAUAGCUUCUGGGUUUGCGGCUUUUGUCUCUAAGCACAAUGGCUCGCGCGAUGUCCCCAAAGAAAAUCAAGAAGGACAGGCUGCUAGCUCGGCACCAGCUGCUACUACCGUGGCUGCUAGUCCUGCAGGAGGUAGUACAACAAGAAGAUCAAGAGCUGGAUUCUCCGACACCUUUUCAAACCAUGAUUUGAGAGCAUUGAGAUUGGAGGAGACGGUCAUAGAUGACUGUACUCCUAGAGAUGUUCUUGAGGAUGACCACUCAAGAAGCUUAGAAUCUGAAGCAUCAACUCCCAAGGCAAGCACUUCAGACUCGGAAGGAAAAAUUAAUAAUGGCCCCAUUCGUGGUUUCUUCAGAAUGUUGAGAAGAGGACAGCAACCCUUCCCUCCUGUGAAGAUUCCAGCAAAACCAAAACUCACAAGACGGAAAAGUAAACGAAUAAGAGAAGACCUCAUUCCACCACUCAACAGUCCCGCUCUGAGGUCUCCUCUGGAUCCUGAACUAUACGGCUUCAAAUCUUCCUGGAAGAAUUACUCACUCUCAGAGCUCCAAGCUGCAACCAACAACUUUGGCAAUGAGAAUUUGAUUGGGGAGGGGGGCUAUGCUGAAGUUUACAAGGGGACAUUGGAAGAUGGGCAGAUUGUCGCAAUUAAACGUCUAACUAGAGGUAACCCAGAAGAAAUGACAGCAGACUUCUUAUCUGAGCUUGGUGUUAUAGUUCAUGUUGACCACCCCAACAUAGCAAAACUGAUUGGGUAUGGGGUUGAAGGAGGGAUGCACCUUGUUCUUCAUUUGUCUCCCCACGGGAGCCUAGCAUCUAUACUAUAUGGCCCGAGAGAGAUGCUAGAUUGGGGCAUCAGAUAUAAAGUAGCUUUAGGGACGGCUAAGGGCCUUGUGUAUCUUCAUGAGGGGUGCCAGAGAAGAAUUAUCCACAAAGAUAUUAAGGCUUCUAAUAUAUUGCUCACAGAGGAUUUUGAGCCUCAGAUAUCUGAUUUCGGGCUAGCAAAGUGGCUACCAGAUCAAUGGACUCACCACAUUGUAUCAAAAUUUGAAGGCACAUUUGGCUACCUUCCCCCUGAGUUCUUCAUGCAUGGCAUAGUAGAUGAAAAAACUGAUGUCUAUGCAUACGGGGUACUAUUAUUAGAGCUCAUCACUGGCCGGCAAGCUUUGGAUAGCUCACAUAAAAGCCUUGUCAUGUGGGCCAAACCUUUACUCAUGCAAAAUAAUAUUAAAGAGCUAGCUGAUCCAAGCCUUGUUGAUGUCUAUGAUGUGGAACAAAUGAAAUGUCUUGCCUCGAUAGCUUCGAUGUGUGUACAGCAGUCUUCAGUGAAUCGACCACAAAUGAGACAGAUUGUCCAGGUCUUAGAAGGUGAUCAAGAGAGUUUGGAUCUUGUAAAAAAACGGCAAAAGUCUAAAAAACUUGAGAGGACAUAUUCUGAGGAGCUCUUAGAUGCAGACGAGUACAACUCCACCAAGUAUUUAACUGAUCUGGAUAAGCGUCUGGAGUUUGUUUUAGGCCCCUCUAAUGAAGUGUAAAUAUUUCUGUGAAGAAUUGGUUGGAGAAUGCACAAACUAAAAAGUUUGGAAGGAGGAAAACAGAUCAACAUGGAAGAGAAUGUUAUGUAAGCAUUGUAGUUACUUAUAAUGAAAGUAACCAGAUGAAGAAAAGAGGUGGUGAGUGACAUACUGACAAAUUUAGGGAUGCGAUUUUAGUGAUCCAUAGCUGGUGGAAAGCUAGUUGUUUUCAGUGAGGAUGAGUGCUUUAAUUUCUGCAAUAAUUCUCGUUUUUAUUUGCCAGAAGUCUGUACUGUAAAUUUGUAAGCGAUUCUCAUGAAGGAUAAACCUACAUCAAGAGAAGAUUUCAAAUAUCAAAAUUAGAUUGUCUCAUAGUUGUUUACUAA